Molecule: messenger RNA, 1904 nt
Organism: Drosophila willistoni
Lineage: Eukaryota; Metazoa; Arthropoda; Insecta; Diptera; Drosophilidae
Gene: croc
Product: fork head domain-containing protein crocodile
Exons: 1
Coding region: 158-1744 (528 amino acids)
Biological process (GO): cell differentiation; anatomical structure morphogenesis; regulation of transcription by RNA polymerase II
Molecular function (GO): DNA-binding transcription factor activity, RNA polymerase II-specific; RNA polymerase II cis-regulatory region sequence-specific DNA binding
Source: RefSeq, a predicted model, not a curated record
UAGUUGAAAACUAAAAACAAAAAAAAGUGAAGUUUUAAAAGAGAAGAAAGUUUCGUAUAGAUAAUUGGCCUUUUGGGGGCCUCAAAUUAUCCUAUAAUAACAACACCCACACACUCUCUCACACACACACACACACAUACACACACCGAGCGACAAGAUGCAUACUUUAUUCAGUGAUCAGAACUCUUUCUCGCGCCAUUAUGCCCAAACGGCCGCCGGUUAUAGCUCUGCCUCGGCCGUGGCGGCGGCCAGCUCGGCAUCAGCAGCGGCAGCAGCUCAUUAUGCCUACGAUCAGUACUCGAGAUAUCCAUAUUCGGCCAGUGCUUACGGUUUGGGUGCACCACAUCAGAAUAAGGAGAUUGUAAAGCCACCGUAUUCGUAUAUAGCCCUAAUUGCCAUGGCCAUACAGAAUGCAGCCGACAAGAAGGUCACAUUGAAUGGCAUCUAUCAGUAUAUAAUGGAGCGAUUCCCCUACUAUAGGGACAACAAGCAGGGCUGGCAGAAUUCCAUACGUCACAAUUUGAGUCUCAACGAAUGCUUUGUCAAGGUGGCACGCGAUGAUAAGAAACCCGGCAAGGGCUCAUACUGGACCCUGGAUCCCGAUUCGUAUAAUAUGUUCGAUAACGGUUCGUUUUUGCGCCGACGUCGCCGUUUCAAGAAGAAGGAUGUUAUGCGAGAGAAGGAGGAGGCCAUCAAGCGGCAGGCGAUGAUGAACGAAAAGCUGGCCGAGAUGAAACCAUUGAAACUGAUGACCAAUGGCAUAUUGGAGGCCAAGCAUAUGGCCCACUUUAAGAAGGAACCCCUCAUGGAUUUGGGUUGCCUGAGCGGCAAAGAUGUCUCGCAUGCUGCCAUGCUGAACUCAUGUCACGACAGUCUGGCCCAAAUGAAUCAUCUUGCUGGCGGUGUCGAGCAUGCUGGCUUCACUGUCGACUCACUGAUGAAUGUCUAUAAUCCGCGUAUACAUCACAGCGCCUAUCCAUAUCACUUGAAUGAUGAUAAUUUGGCCACAGUGGCGGCCAGUAGUCAAAUGCAUCAUGCCCAUCAUGCGGCAGCCGCCCAUCAUGCCCAGCAAUUGCGUCAUGUGGCCCAUGUAUCGCAUCCCCUAACACCAGGCGGCGGCGGUGGUGGUGGCGGUGGUGGCAGCGGUGGUAACUUGGGAUCUGCUGGACCAAAUAACAGUGGCUUAACAUCAUCGGGACAUUCACCAACCACCAUUACAACACCACAUGGACCAGCGCACGGGGGUUGGUAUACCCCAGAGACUCCACCAUCGGAACCCAUACCCACAAAUGGUGGACAAACUGGCACGCCCACUCAUUCAAGCAAUACAAAUAAUAAUAAUAACAAUAGCAACAAUAACAACAACUCGAGUAUCAAUCACAAUCAUCUAAAUGGUGGCGGCGGCGGCGGCGGUGGUGGUCCCCUCCCCUCAUCGGUGAUCCUAACCAGCAGUCCAACAUCCGCAUUGGGUUUCCGUGAUAUGAUUUUCGAGCAGCAACAAUCAUGCCAAUUGGAUACUGGAAGUCCCAACGGCAGCAUACAAUCAGCCAGUCCGCCAGCAUCGAUGCCCAGCAGUGUGGCUGCCGCAUCGGCAGCAGCGGCAGCGGCGGUCAUUAGCAGCCAUCAUCAUCAUCAUCAUCAUCAUGCGUUGAGCGGGAAUCUGGGACAUCAGCUAAGCAAUCUCAGUCAUUAUCGGCCACAUGUGGGACACUAUCAGGAGUAUGGCAUUAAAUAUGGUGUCUAAAUGGCAGGCGAUCCGAUCCGUCCUCUCCCGAAUCCUUUCUCCUGAUCUUGCCCUGUCCCGCCCCGCCCUGCCCUGGUUGCACCAAAGUCUAGCUGUGCUCUCUUGUAUAUUUCCGUUGUAAAUAUAUUGUCAAGCAUGAUCCACAGCUCUUUAGAAAGUA